Molecule: messenger RNA, 1107 nt
Organism: Penicillium samsonianum
Lineage: Eukaryota; Fungi; Ascomycota; Eurotiomycetes; Eurotiales; Aspergillaceae
Product: Zn(II)2Cys6 transcription factor
Exons: 5
Coding region: 199-1107 (302 amino acids)
Biological process (GO): regulation of DNA-templated transcription
Molecular function (GO): DNA-binding transcription factor activity, RNA polymerase II-specific; zinc ion binding
Source: RefSeq, a predicted model, not a curated record
CAAUCCCUGACCAGACGGCUCUCGCUAUUUAGCUAAUUCUCUACUGGCGAAGCAUCACGUGUCUUCUCUACUGAGAUCCUAACUCCCGGAAAUCGUCGGCAAUUCCCGCGGAACCUGCACUUCAUCUAUCGUACCUCUUCGCUUUAAUCAUCAAAUUGUGGAGCUGAUUCUGAAACGGGGGAAUAAUCCGCAGUCUCAAUGCCUGCAAAUCCUGCAGCCACUGCCACUCAGCAGCAACCAAAGCGACGCCGAGUCGGCCUAGCUUGCAUUUCCUGUCGCACCCGAAAAUCCCGUUGCAGCGGCCAACGGCCCAAGUGCAGCACGUGUACUGAGUUAGGGCUGACCUGCCAAUACGUCUCGUCAGGACAGACUGAUCAGACUGUCGUGGUAGGCAAAGAACAAUUUCAAACAAUCGAAGAGCGCUUGCAUCAUCUCGAAUCGCUGCUUGAUCAAGGCCGCACCGGCUCCAAAAGAUCAUGGAGUGAUGUAGACACGCCCGACAUUGAUAACCAGCCUGACCUGACUCCCAACCUUGUCUCCACCAGCGAUGGCCCACUGACUGGCUCAAUCGGGUCGGACGAUCCUACUGAUGGCAUGGGCCAUUUUGUGAUUGCCCAUGAGGAACAUCGACCAUCAUCGAACAUUUCUUUCGCGUCAGAUUUGUCGCGCACCCUGAAACACCUAUCACGCAGCCGCGGCGGGUUUUCAUCUGGCAGCAAGCAGACGACACCGCUAGAUUUUCACAUCGCGCGAGUCUCACGACCGAGCUCGCCAACGUCUCAGUCAGCACAAUGGGCGUCAAAUAACCAUCAGGAAGACCCACUGACGUCGUCGUUUUUCUACCUGCCGCCGGACCAGGAGACUUCGUCAUAUGCGCAGCUGAGGCAGAACUACGCGGCCACACGCCGCACUUGGCUGGGGGUUCUAAACAUGGUGCUCGCCAUGGCCACCCACACGACGGUACUGCCAGUGGGCGAGGUUGACAAGCGUCAAGCCCAGUCCGAGGCAUUCUAUCGCCGUGCACAUGGGCUUUGUUCUGCGCACGUGAUGAAUGGAGCAAGCUUGGAAAUUGCGCAGCCGCCAUGUUUCCGGAAUAAGAUUUCAUAA